AAAAACUUGAAACAUGUUUGAAAACAAGUAAAUAAUAAUCAUGUAUGCGAUUAGAAGGAAGAGGCAAACAAGGUGGAACAACACAAAGGAAGUAUCAAGUAGCAUAUAUACAAGGUGCGCUUGUAUCAAGCCACGCGAUGCUAGAGAGCAAAAAAAGAAUUUAGGUUGGGGUAGGAACUCACACUUUCACUGUACCAAGUAGAUUAUAAUGACCUCCAUUGUGAGAGUGGGUCUGGUCUAAUACCAUAAAUAAUUUCUCUUUAGAGGAAUUCUAGGUUCAAUUUUGGCUGGUGUGUUCUUGAUAGGCCAUAGGCUAUGUAUUCUGUAAUCACCAAUUCACACCUCUUCAGCAAUGUGGUGCUUUCUGUGAAGUUGCUCCACUCUUUGAACAUGUUCAAACCACAUGAGCCUUGCGCUUGCCUUGCUUAUUUUCCCACUUCAUCUCUCAUAGUUGAUACACAUCUUCACUAUUUUGUAUUUUCUAUUGUGGCCACCCAGAACCUGUUGGAUGAGCUAAAAGUUGAAGCAAACAUACUUCAAGUUCAAAUUCAUUCGUUUGGUGAACUCAUUAAGCUAUAACUCAUUUAAGCUAUGUUACCCAGACUCGUCUAGAAGUGUCCAAAAUGGAUACAUGUCCAAGUGUCGGACUCGGCAAUAUUUUGAAAAAUUUACAUAUUUUUGGCCUAAGAGAGGUGUCCGAGUGUCCAUACCCAUGUUCGAAUGUCGAGUGUCCAACACGGGUACUUGAGAAAAAUUGAAGGGUCUGGGUAACAUAGCAUUUAAGUGAAUGUUGGGCGUGGGCCACAAGUUAGAACUUAGGAGUACAUUUGCGGUACCUUUUUUCAUUUCGCUUUUUCACUCUGCUAAGUUUAGGAAUUUUUUUCACUUAAGUUUGUUUAUUUUUAUUUCAAAUAAAUAUCAAGUUUUUUAUUUCAAGUAAUUUUAUAUUUUAUGUUCAAAAUUAAGUAACUCUUACUUUACUUUUAAGUUGAAUGUUCCAUACAGAUGAACAAUACUUUUACUGUUUGCUUAAAGUUAAUGUAAUAAACUGUGAGUUAUAUGGAACUUAUUUUAAAGCAACACAAGUGUGGUUUGGAUCUAAUAAAACCCGAACGUCUUUGCCGCCUUUCUGAUUAAGUGUUUGCAGAACCCCAUUGUACAUUCUCUUGUAACAUCGUUAAAAUAUAGAGAGCAAUUUGUUAAUGCAAUUCCAGAAAAUCAGCACAUCGUUUAAAUCACAGAUAUAAUCAAGUCAUCACAAUUCACAAAUCUGAUCUUGUCUGAAUUAGAAUAUAGCUAUAGUUUAGGAUCAGUUUCUGAUUCUGUAAUGACACCAGUAUCUUACACUUGUAUAAAUCUCCCAUAAAAUUGCCUGUAACUAUUCCUGUAGCUGUAUAAUGUUCAAACCAUACAUCAUUGAAUCACAGAAGAUACAGUUUCUGCACAAUUGUUUUUAGUUUGUACAAACUGAGCCUUGUAUUUACCAUUCAAUGUUUUUAAUCCUGUACAUAUAUGGUAUCGUAAUCAGAUGUUAUGGUAACCGGCUCCUUCUUAACUCCGAUAAAUGGGAUACUUCAGAGUUAUGCUUGUAUUGAUUUUACAAAAUAUCCUUGAACCCUAUUAAAUAUUAUAUGCCUGGUAUGGAAAGUGCUUGUGAUAUUCUGUGUCCUGUGGCACUUGAAAGGGUAAUCCGUAUGCCAAUGUGAUGUUUCCGUUGUGAUGUAGUGCUCUUUAUUGUUUUUUUAGAAUAAAUGCAUUUAUCGUUAAUUAUUUUGUCCUUGUGUGGUAUCUUUUGGUUAUUUUGAAGAUAUCGGCAAUGCAUUUCACAUGGUCUCUAUGUCGUGUGUGUGAAGAAAAAUGUGACUUUAUUUUGUAUUCCUUUGUCGGUUUUAGCUUUUCGAAAUCAUAUGGGAGAAGGUUGGCGUCCCUAUAGAAUUGACCGUCGUACGAGCAGAUAAUGUUGCGCCGAUACAACUUAAUAUGGUUUUUGUUGAGGCAAUAUUGGAUCAACUUUACAGUUGGCCUGCUAAUAAUAGCGAUGAUUCUGAUUGACAGUUACACGAGUGAUAUCAAUCUCUCUUUUGUGAAAGAAGGUGAAAUUAUCUUCCCUGCUGAUCCAGCUGGAUUUGUUCAGUUGCAUGAGAAGGUAAAGCCAAUUACAUGGGCCAUCAGCUUAGUUAGAGAAGGUCAUGAUAAAACACCAUUGGGACUUGCUUCUCGUUUCUGUGUUAGCAGUGAAGGUUUUAUAAUGACAUCUGCACGGAGUUUUGAGGGAUUGAAACAAAAAUUUGAGAUUCGGGCUCGUAGGCUCGAUACGGACAAAAAUGUAAAAGCUCAGAUAUUCCAUGUGAAGAAAGAAUGGGAUAUGGUGAUGUUAAAAGUUGAAGGUUGUGCUUGUGAAUCCGGAGUAUUUGUAGCUGACAAUGCAUUUUAUUGUGGCCAGCCACUACUAUGCAUUGGGCGUCUUCUACAUUCCGUGGGAUCGUUCAGGCUUGGACAGGUGGCCUUUAAUACUGAGAAAUUUGUGAGGGUACCAAAGGAGGAGGAUAAUGAGUUGAGAUGUGGAACUUAUGGUUUUGAUUCGUGGGACCACAUACCGGCAUAUCGAACAUUUGGUGAAAAAUGGAACAACGAAGUUUUUAAACAAUUGGAGGUCACUUAAAGAAGAAAUUUCGAAUUUGAAGAACAACUACAACCUUAUGUCCCUCUCAUACAUUGCAAUGGCCUUUUGCAAUAUCGUGGUUGUCGUGACUUGAAAAAGCUAUAUGGUUGUUGGGGAGCACCAAUUUUCAAUCUAAAGGGAGAAAUAGCAGGAAUGUUAGUUUGAACUGUUAGUAAUUUUGAAAUAGGCAUCCAUGUGGCUGCACUGAAAAUAUUCAAAGAUGAUGCAUUUAAGAAAAUUGGACCUAAAUCGGCUGACAAAGAGGGCGAUUCGACAACGGAAGGGAGUGCUCUAAAAAAAGCACGGACAGAUUGAGACUAUCUAUUGUUUACUCGCCUAAACCCUUUCACAGGUCUAACAUAUCUCUCAUCUCUAGCACAAACAGACUUGUAACGCAUAGAGUUCAAUGCAUGAAGGAGACGACAAAGCUGUUUUUGACGCCAUCCACAUGAGUCAGUCUAUAGCCCAGACCAAUUAUCAGAGAUGAUCGGAGAUUCACCUUUUUGCUUCUUGAUCAGAGCACUCUAGAGAUAUUGCAGUCAGUGGCAGAUACAAGAUUUUAUAUAUAAUGUGUCACUAAUUCGACCUUCAUUCAGUCACUACUCAACAAGCAAGAAAAGCAAUAAAUUUUAUUAAAUAAUUCCCUGCGGCAUUUUCACAAACACCUUGUAAACUCAAAAUUUUCUUUGCCAAAGUGUAUAUUUUUUGAAAUUUGAGAAACCAAAAAUUAUUAAGACAAUUUAGAAGAUGUAUGUGAGGAAUUUGAAGGUUGAAUACAUGAAUUUCUAGAUAAGUGAAAGAACAAAGUAGUCAAGAAGUCUUGAGUAUAGAGUCUAACAUGUUUUACAAAUGCUGCAGAAGGACACACACAUAUAAAAAAAAAAAAAUUAAAUAAUGGUGUGUAACGUGACACACCAUUCCAUGCUGUACAUCCGCCACUGAUUGCAGGGGCUCAUGCUGCUUAUCCACUUGUGCACGCUGAAAUUGCACCAGGUCUCAUGGAAGCAAUUGUUAACCAUGCAAAUAUGGAACAUUUGCAGGGGAAGGCCGAAGAUGCAUGUUCCUUGUAUGAACAGGCCAUUGCAAUUGAAAAAGGAAAAAAAAAACAUUCUCAGACCUUGCCAUAAUUUUUUGCUCAAUACUCUUGAUUUUUUUAUUUGGUAUGUCUUGUCCCUAUCUAUUAGGACACUAUACUCUCUAUAAAUUUGUACAAUUACCAAUAAAUCUAUUUCAUAAUUGGAAAAAAUCAGAGAUUUAGGCAAUUAUCUAAAUUCCAGUAUUUAAAUCAUGGUGGGUGCCUUGUCCUUGAUAUCUGAAAUUCUUAUAUUAUUGUUGGUCAUAUAGUAGUGUAUGUAUCGAUUUAUACAUCUGUUGUUUUAGGUUUGCGGGAAGGCAGGAAAAGCAAGGGAAAUUCUGGAGCAAGCACUCGAAAUUUGCCAACUAUCAGAAUGGCAGAAAGUUGAAUUUCGUGCUAUGGAAUGAAUUUUUAAAUGCACUGAAUGAUAGAUUUGUUCUUUAAAUAGGCAUUACGCUAAAAGGGUGUAAGUGAAGCUGAUGUAGAGAAAGCAAUAAAAUUAUUUUUCAAAGAUUCCCAAAUUCGGAGAAGAUCAAUCUAGAAAUAUAGAAGAAAAUAUUCUUUUCGAUGGGCCAAUGGACAAGACAAAAUAUAAGAGUGUUAUAUCUGCUUGUUCGCUGAAAAAAGAUUUGGAGCUUCUUUCACAUGGAGAUCAGACAACUAUUAGUAACAGAGGCAUAAAUUUGAGUAGUGGCUAGAAGCAACGUGUGUAGCUUGCCAGGGCAUUAUAUCAAGAUGCAGACAUCUAUUUACUUGAUGAUCCCUUUAGUGCUGUUGACGCACACACAGGUUCAGAAUUAUUUAAGGUUUGGCAGGCCAGGCUGUGACAUAUGGCCUCAACAAAUUAACUGAAACAGUACUCCAACAGUACAUCAGCAACAAAUUUUCACUUUUUGGGGACUACGAAAUUUGUGAACGGAUAAUAGUCACUUAUUAUUGACGCCAAUAUAUUUACAGGUUUUUUGCAGUGAUAUUUGGCUUGAGGUUGGGGACAAAGGGGGGUGGUAGAGAGCUGGCAUGUAAAGAGGAUAAGUAGUUGGGCUUUGGUUGGUGGAUGUAACCGCAAUGUGGUUGAGAGUCUCCUUUGACAGUUGAGUUAAGAGUCCAUUAUUCUGGCAAACUUUGUAAUUUUAGGGUUUGCAACUCGAUUCUUCCUAUAUUUGUCUUGGAUAAGGGAGAUAAGCAUUCCCAUGGAAGAUGAUUCAGAAAUUCACGUCCCAUGAAAGAUUUCUUUUAAUUUUUCAUGGAAUCGCAGGGAGUUCUCAAACUUAUGGAAUAGGGAUUAUGUGCCAGAAGAAUCUGGGAAUCGGCACAUGUGUUAGUUAUAUUUUGACUUGUUAGCAGAGCAUUUACGAUGAUUUUAUGGUGUAGUUGUAUAACUGUAUAGAAUAGGUGAUAUUAUAGGAAAAGUUUUUACAAUUUUAGCAGGUUAGAAUUCAUAUAUAGGGUGGCACGAGAUCCUAUUCAAUAGGUGGACCUUAUGCUUCGAAAGGAAAAGUUAGUUGUGAUCAUAUAAGAGUUGUGCACUUGCUUCUGAGCUUACUGUAAAUAUGGCAAGAAAGUAUUCACAGGUUAUGUUAUGCCAUUCUUUGAUUUCAGAUUUAA
This is a messenger RNA of Daucus carota subsp. sativus, 5342 nucleotides long. RefSeq lists its product as uncharacterized. NCBI's taxonomy places the organism in Eukaryota, Viridiplantae, Streptophyta, Magnoliopsida, Apiales, Apiaceae. The coding region runs from base 1958 to 2662 and encodes 234 amino acids. The record is from RefSeq and is a predicted model, not a curated record. The transcript has 8 exons.